GGGGUGGAGUGAUGGAUGGAAAGAUAAGGUUGAUGCAGGAUUUGAGAUAUAUGGGAUGAGGGGUGGAAUCAAAGUAGACAUGGUAGAUAUGGGAUGAUGGGAUAUGGAUGAUGGGGGUAGAAUUGUAGAGGAUAGGAUGAUGGGGUUGGAUACAAAGUGCAGAACUGUACUUCAGAGAUGUUUGCUUAUCUAUUUGUACCAGAAUUGGCAGCAUUAAGCUGUAUAUUCCCCAAGGAGCUAAGAUGGUUUUAGGACAGGUUGUAGCCCUUUGAUUAGCAAUAAUAAGAGCCUUGUUCUUCCUGGUAAUUUGCUGCCACAUAAAGACAGUCAUUAUGUUGUUAUUAUUAACGUGCUGGAAUGCUUGCAGUUUUCUGUACAAUUCCUCUUUUCUAAGACUGUGGGAAUUUUCCUAGCCUUAACUGAAGUCACUUGCACCAUGACAAAAAGUUUCAUUUUUCCAAGAGCCCAGUAAAGCAUUACAGCUGUGCAGUCAAUGGUGGACUUGUCUUAUAUAAAUAGCAUUUGUGAUGCAGCUGUUCAGUUUGAGCAAGCUUCCAAGGGCAGUUCACUUGGCAAGCCGUGAUUCUGACUCUUGGAGAUUCAUCACAUUUGUUUCCCUUGUUUUCUCUGACCUUAGAAUUUACCGUCUCCAACUAACCGGCCUGCUGGCCCUCUCUCGACUCUUCCGAGGCAAGAAGUGGAACGUACUUCGCAAGAGAGUGGACACCUGUAACUACGACGUGGACCAGCUCUUCAUCGGUACCCUGCUGUUCACAAUCCUGCUCUUUCUCUUUCCCACGACGUUGCUGUUUUAUGUCGUCUUCACAACGCAUCGGCUGGCCGUCAUUUUUCUGGAGGGCACUCUCACCAAGACCAUCGAUUUCCUGAGGUGGUUGCCUGUGUACUCCAUCGUUCUCUGGCUGACCGGCUCUGACAUGCUCAUGGUCAGUGUCUACUUUGACCCCCUGCAACAACCCAGGGAGGGCUCCCCAACAGCCAUGAUCAUGCAGUUCCAACACUUGGGUCUGCGUGAUGUGCUACUGCUCUCUCAUGAAGCUUUCAGGAAGUCCCCGGCCCUACCUGAGUUGUCGUCAUCAAGGAACCCUGUGGUAUCACUCGCCUUGGAUUUACUCACCGGAUGCCUUGUUUACCCCUGGAGUCUGGCACAGAAUAAGACUUAAUGGACCAGGAUUUUGAAGCACCACUGGCAAACCCAGCAGAAGGCAAAGGAGGCACGUGCUUCCCCCACCCCCCUGGGCAGAUAUUAGUCCGGCUGUGCUAUGAAUGAUGCGAAUGAUACUAGGAUGGUCUCCGUGUACAAGCAGGCCCCUCACUGGUGGUCAGAGGGAAAGCCCAGGCCGACACCGACCUGCCACCCCAGGCAAAGCUCUCUAUGGGAUUGUGCACUUCAGAUGAAAAGUGACUUUCAUGCAUGUUUCUUAUUGUGUGUGCUCAGUCCACUCCGUGUAUGAAUAAAACAUGUUUCUACAUAGAAAUGGUGUCCUUGUGAUGGAAAGCUUUUGCAUACUCAGGUUCAUGUGCAUUUGGUCGUGGAAUCCACCAGGCAUGUGACCCUAUUUCUGAAAUGUACGGUAUCCUGUGUUCCAAGUUGAAAUUUUUCCCGCCAGUCUGUUUCCUCUUUGCUGAUGAGGUGCUAAACAAGUGGGUUGGCCCCAGAAACCAUUAAUUGCAGCUGUGGUAUAAAGUGCACUGUUUUGUUUAUAUUUAUAUAGCCUGAAUUCAUUCUGAUAUUGGUUUGUAGUGUAAAUCGCACACAAUAUUUCACAGUUUGCUGAAUUGCUGCAUUUUGUGUGUCAAUAUUCAAUUGAGCAAAGAAAUCGACUGGAAUGAAAUUUGAACAUUUGACCUAUAUCACACUCCAUGUUUGACUCCCAAACAUUGUUUUGUUACUUUAAAAGAAUCAACAUAAGUCGUUCUGUCAUUGUACGAGCAUAUUUGAAGAGGCAAAAAUAAAUAAUUUGCAGAAUAAAGUACAUGUAUAAAGAGACUU
Molecule: messenger RNA, 2011 nt
Organism: Acanthaster planci (crown-of-thorns starfish)
Lineage: Eukaryota; Metazoa; Echinodermata; Asteroidea; Valvatida; Acanthasteridae
Product: phosphatidylinositol N-acetylglucosaminyltransferase subunit Q-like
Biological process (GO): GPI anchor biosynthetic process
Cellular component (GO): membrane; endoplasmic reticulum
Source: RefSeq, a predicted model, not a curated record